AUGUCAUUCAACCCUCAGACGCCUCAGAGCCCCUCGCAGUUCUCCCCGAGCACUGCGGAUCCGCUAUCUAGCAUGAAUAGCUCCAUGACAUCGAUCACCACCGCCUCUCUGCCGACGCCCGCCCACAGCGUCAACGAGACCCAUCCCGGCGACUCGUCGCACGACGUCGCCAUGUCCGACGCCGACUCCCCCAACAAGCGCAAGCGAAACCCCGAUGACGUCGGUCAUCAUGAGCAGAAGAAAGCGCUCGUCGAGGAUCCUCGCAGACUGGGCAUUGAGGACCUGCACUUAGAUGUGGGCCCCAAGGCCCUUCUUUGCAGAACUCCCCAUUUUGCCUCGUAUCCACGCUCGUCAGACGAUCUCUAUGAGAUGUUUGGCCUGACUGAUAUCGCUGCCGAGGUGGCGCGGACCAAGCCGAAUGGCGAGAAGAAUGCGCUCCGGAAGACCUUCAAGGGCCAUAUGAAGGCUCUGGGCAUUGCCGGCCACUUUGACCCCGUCAAGACGGAUGACAACGACCCCGAGGGUUUUAUGCACAUGCUCAACGCACCAGAGGAUGGCUGGUACGUGCAUGAGGUUGUCGGCAAGGAGAUCGGCAGAGGGUUUUCCGAUCAGGUCCAGUCGGCUCUGCAGAGGGCGACGACCAUGGCCAAGGGGCCGAUAGCGAAGUCGGUCUGGGACAGUUCCGUGCUCGGCGACCUGGCGCCCUCGUCGGUGGCCAAGAAGCCCAAGGAGGACAUGUUCAAGCAGAGCACGCCCGGCACGCCAUCAGGUCUGGCGGCAGGGCUGGGCAAGUCCAACAAGCUGCAGGUGCCCCAGGCGGAUCGCUCGAGGCGGAACGUCAAGAAGCGCAGCUACCAGGACAGCAGUUUCGAGGGAUAUGGUGAGGGCUACGGUGAUGACGAUCUCGGGGCUGAGACUGGUUACUCGACAGGAGACGGCGACGACCGGUCGGCGAAGAAGAGGAGAAAGCAGAAUCCCGGCAUCGCAUCGUCACUAGGCGGAGGAGCCCCCAUGCGGCAGGCAGUACGAUAA
This is a messenger RNA of Neoarthrinium moseri, 1032 nucleotides long. RefSeq lists its product as uncharacterized. Gene Ontology annotation, biological process: regulation of transcription by RNA polymerase II. Gene Ontology annotation, molecular function: transcription coregulator activity. The transcript is spliced from 3 exons. The coding region runs from base 1 to 1032 and encodes 343 amino acids. NCBI's taxonomy places the organism in Eukaryota, Fungi, Ascomycota, Sordariomycetes, Amphisphaeriales, Apiosporaceae. The record is from RefSeq and is a predicted model, not a curated record. Gene Ontology annotation, cellular component: mediator complex.